CAUAACUCCCUCUGCCUUCAGUGGGGAAAGGAUAAAACCUUCAUUAAUGAAAGAUGGAGCCAAGCCCGGCACCUCAGGAAGCUGCAGCAGAGGGAAAAGUGCAUCUCCUCAGAGACAGAAAGGCUUGAGCAGCCCUGCACAGAGAGGGUCUGAGAAAGAAAACCUUAAGCACCCUUCAAAGAGGAGGGUAAACCUUAAAAAACCUCACCCCUACAGCCCUGAAAUUGUGCGGGACUUCAUGCGUCGCAAAAAGGAAGAAAGAAAGAAAAAACUCCUUGAGGAGAAAAAGUCCUUGGUGGAGGCUGCAGAGAUGAGGAAGAAGAGAUUGCAAGAGGUGUACAGGAAACAGAGAGAAGCUAUUGGGAAGAAAUUAUGUCCUGACCAGAUGCACAAGUUCAUUGGGAAAACAGCUUCGGCAACAGGAAAUCCUCAGUGUGAACUUAAGCAGGAGCAAACCAGUAGGGGAAUCCUGGAGAGGAGUUCCACGGCCUGGGUGGAUGAAGCAUCCUGUUCUCUAUUACAUAAAGAUCAUGGAGGCAGGAGUCAGCUUCUAGAAAGAACUCAAUUCCCUAAAAAAGGAGGGGCAUUAUCUCCUCCAGCACCACCGGAAUGUGAAUGCUGCUUUCUCAGUCCUCUGAGAUGUGAAGACUUGAGGGACUGCUCUCCCCCAGCUCUGCAUUCACCUCUGAGCUUUUCCCCUCCUCAGAAAGAUGCAAAACCUUCCUCCAAGGACUGGACUGCUGGACUUUCUCCUUACAGAAGCAAACAGGAGCGAGUGAAAGCCAUUCACAGUCUGACCAAGGAGCUUGAAGAAAAGAUUGACGUGGCAACCGAGAGGCUGAGUGCAGCAAGCUGGGUUAGAGACUCUGCUGACAAAGCGUGGGCACAGACAGCUCUGGACCUUUGCAGUGAGUCUUCUGUCCCAGAACUUGAGACUUCUAGGAACAAGGAAGACAGGACACUGACUGUACAGAUGCUCCUGGAUGCUGUUGAUCCCAGUGUGCUCCGUGUGUCAUCCAGCGGGGAAUUUCACGGACUGGACAGGAUUGGACUUGGGGGUAGCACUGAGGGAGCAACAGCCCUGGACAGACAGAAGGAAAUGCUCGUUCUUUUGCCUGGUGGGAGUGCUGGGAGGGAAGAAUUACCCUGGAUCACUCACAGAGCAGGACAGAGGCACCUCAGCACUGGGGGAGACCUGAGCAACACAUUGCAAGGUUUCCCUGUGAGUAAGGGCCCCGAGGUGGACAGGAGCCUAUUGCAUGAAAAGCCAAUAACCAGCCCAGCCUCUCCAGCUCACAGAUUCCUCUCUGGAAGCCCGCAGAGAGGACCCUCGGCGCAGGGGGAUCACUGUCGACGUGAGACUCUUUUGAAAGUUCAGAACCGAGAGGAAAAGCCCAACCAGUGUCCUGGAGAGAGCCUGAGGAUCCCAGACAGCCUGAGCUUCCAGCCUUGCACUGCUCUGAGCACUGGAGCUGAGACUGAUGGCUUGGAGCAGGACUUGGGUGGAGACUGUAGCUACACAGAGCUGGAACACAAACACAGGAGCCACCUGGACAUUUUGAGGCAAACCUCCCUACUGCUGGCUCACAAACUAAAGAUCCAUCAGCUCCAACAGAAACAGCAGCUUAUGGUGCUGAGGGAGAAAGCAAAGCAAGAGGUUCAGGAAAGCCAGAGGUUUUUGAGUGACUUGCUGCAGCACAGCUCUGAGGAGUGCAGGAGCUCCAGAGGCAGUGAUCCUUCUGUGCCAGGAUUGUCCCACACGGAGCAAACACGGAGAGGACACCGGUUGGAAGGUGACCACGCUGCUGGCAGUAAUCAAGAGAUGUGUUCACUGAAACAACCUGCAUUGAAGAUAGAAAGAGAUCACACUCCAGUGGAUCCCAAAAUAGUGGAAGAAAGAAAACCUCUGGGAGGAAGAGGUUCAUAUUGCUCAAUGCUGCAAGAAGGAUCCCUGGCAGCAGAUCACAGGGAGCCACUGCACAACCAUCAAACUGCGAAUCUGUUGUCACCUCUGGUGGCUCUGCCCCAUGGGGAGACCUGUGCAGGGGCCAGCUCUGGAGAGAGCAGUGACCAGGCUAGCUGUGACAGCCAGUGCAGCGCAGCCAUUCCACUCUAUGGAGGCUCCAGCACGUUCUGCCGCCUCAGCCUGGCCCUGGCGCAGCAGUGCCUGAGGGGAGAGGAGCUGCGGGCUCGACACCAGGCCACCCUCCUCCAGCUCCGCAAAAAGGCUCUGAGGGAAAAGGCCAGGGCCGAGCUGGCCUGGCUGGGCCACCAGAGACGUGUUCUGGAAAACCUGCAGGAUAGUCAUGGAGCCUCUGCCAUGGCAGCAAAACAGCGCAAAAUCCUCAUGGAGCUGAAGCAGGAGCAGGCAGAAAUCCAGCACCUGCAAAACAUCUACAGGGCAGCCCAUCAAGAAAGAAAGCUUUUGUUAAAGCAGCAAAGAGAAAUCUUAAUGAUGCAGCACUCAACAGCACAACUCCAGGAAAAGCUGCACAAUUUGUCUGGGAAGCAAGAGGUUGUGAAGUCACAGUCACUGGAUGUCCUGGUUGUGAGGAACCCAGCAACUGAAGAAGCAAUAAAGCUGAAGAAAAUGAAGCUUAUUUCUGGCCCAAAGUCCUACUCCUCUUCAACAGAAGAGUCUGCAGCCCCUCCAGAAAGGCCUGAGCUGUCAGGGAGUAAAGAGAGUUGUCUCCAGCUAAAGCAUAAAAAGAAACAGGAGGGCUUUUCUACUGAGAACAAGGGAACACUGGGACAACACCAGACACAGGCAGAGGAGUCUCCAGGUUUGGAGCAGUCCCUUAGUGUGCAAAUGUCUGGAAUGGUGGCCAAGAGAGUGUGUGGUGCUGCUGGUGAAACCACAGGCUCAGCCUUUAACCAUAAAGGCUGCAAAAACACAGAACUUAUUGCUCAGGGUAAUGUUUUAUUACCUCUGGAACAUGUAAAUUCAACUAAAAUGGAUGAACCUGUAUGUACAGCCAUUAUGAGAGAAGGCAGGAAGUGUGCACUUCAGGAGUCUGUGCUGGAGGAAAAGGCACUUCUUUCAAAGCCAAAGGUGGAUCCUAAAGGCAAUGAAGACAUUAGUCCAUGUGGCAGCAAGUUCACAGUGAAAAGCUUGGGGAUGCUUUCUACCUGGUGUAACUUAUGUAUGGUUCAGGCAGAGAAUACUCCUGAAGGAACAGUUAAAGAAGUGGAAGUGCCUGUUCCUUCUGAGAUCCAUCAGCUGGGUGACAGUCAGUGUUUGAAGAAUUUGGACCACGUUUCUCAUGAAGCUUCUGAUGAAGAACUAAAUUUAAAAGCUUUUUCUGAAGGAUUUGCUUCCACUGAAUCAUCAUCCAAGCCAAAUAAUUUCUUUUUGAAAUGUGAAAGUGCCAAAUCAGCCUCUUCACCCCCAGAAUUUCAGAAGGUGUCUGCAGUUCGGGUUGACAUCUCAGAAAGCUCCACUUCAGAUUCAGAAUUAGAGCUGAAACAUGGAGAGGACACAGAUAUCAGUGUCCCAGAAGAGUUUGUCUGUGACAGUGGUGAUGUGUUUCCUGACCUUUCAAAAGAGGUGCCAAUAGCAAUAAGUAAUGGAAAGGAAACAUCACCUACUGAUGAACUUGAACUGCCUGAAGAUGACAGUGCUGAGAUUUCAUCACACUCCCAGAAAUACCCUGGAGAUGUGUUGGAUCAUGGCUGCACUGAUCAUCUGCUUGCUUUCAUUCCAGCAGACAAAGCAGAUGCCUCCAAAACCCAGCCAGAAUGUUCCUCCCAGCCUGAUAACCCUGAUGAGGGAAUGGAUGAGCCACAUCUGGGUGCCUCUGGAAGCUCCAGCAGAAACAAAACCUGUCCUCAGGAGGUCACAAAACAGGGUAAGGAUGCAUCUGCCAGCUCUUCAUGCAGUGAUGAUAUUUAUUCACCUAAGAUCUAUGAACAGCAGAAACCUAAUUCUACAUCUAACAGAGUGUUAUGGGAAAUUAACUGUUCAUUUGUGGAUCAGAAUAGAGACCUAAUGGGUUUUCCACCAACAGUUUCUUUGAAACAUCGAGAUUUAGUCACUGACCAGCUUGGGAACACUGUUUCUUUCCUGCCUGACAGAGAUACUGCAAUUAACAAAUUGUUAGCAUGUCUGUCUCCCCAGAGGGGACUCUUUUCUUCUGCCUCCUCAAAAAAGCAAUUGUUUCAGGCUGAGAACUGCUCUUCCAGAGGAGAAGAUGAUGUAACCUCUAUUAGUGAUAAGGGUCUCCCUCCAGCUGCUGAGGAUGCCUUGUCGGAAAUCCUGUCUCCCGUGGAUGAAGUAUUGUCCUGUGGAAGUGCUGACUUGCCAUCCUCUAACAAAAAGGAUUUGUCAUUUCCAAGUGAAGAUCUUCCUCCUCCCUCUUUAGGUGCAGGUGCAACAAAAAAUGAUGAUCCUACCUCCAGCACAGAUGAUUUCCCAUCCCCACCAGAACAAAUGACAGGCUCAGAGACCAGUCAGGGUAUGGAUGAAGAUAUAUCACUGAAAAUGGAUGCAUUACCCCCAUUACCUGAUAACAUCAUGCCUCAAGAAUUUCCCCUGCCCAGUCAAGAGACAAUUGAUGCUUUUUCAACUCAGGCUGGUUGUCUCUCAGAACAAUCUUCACUUCAAGCCAUUUCCAGCCCAAAGGAGGACUUAUCAGAACAGCAACAAGGAGAACGUGAGGCACCUUUGCAGCAUUUGGAGCUCCAGCCUGUGUUAAACUCUGUUUCUUCUGGCCAGGCCAGUAAAAGUCCUGACUUAUUAAUGAAACAAUGUACAACACACUUAAUGCUGCCCAGCACUGAGGGGGACAGUGAUGACCCAUUGAGAUCAUUUGAAAUUGGGGACAGAGUGCUGGUAAAGCAGAGCCAGCCUGGAACUCUGAUGUUUAAAGGACAGACUCAUUUUGCCAGUGGCCACUGGGCUGGUGUUGCACUGGACAAAGCUGAAGGUGACAAUGCUGGAACUUACCAAGGGGUGAAGUAUUUUGAGUGUGCUCAGCACUGUGGUGUCUUUGUCAGGCCUGAGGAGAUCUCACACCUCUUGAGGGAUAACAAAAAGGGUUCCAGUUCCACUGGGGAUGAAGACUCCGACUCCUAUGAUGAUGAAUCCUUCCAAGGGGACUGCAGAUAUUCUGGAGGUGAUGAGCAGAGAGUGGGGGUUACAGAGGAGAAAGCAGAAGACACAAGAAGUGCAGGAGGUUCAGAAGUAAAAGAAAGCCAGUCCAGGUUACACUCUGCCUUGCUGUCUAGAAAAGAUCAAGAAUUCCCACAGUGCAACCAGUAUAAGUGUACUGAAUUUCUCUGUCAAAAGAACUUAAUGUGCUUGGGAUCAGAUAAGGAAAAAACAGAACUGGCACAAAUAAGACAAAGUAUAAUUGCAGCUGUGCUUCCAAAGAAGAGCAAGACCAAUAACACAGACGAGGUAAACACAAGCAAAAAUAUUUGUUGCUUGGUAGAGGAUCAGAAAAGAAUUAAACUUGUUGAUGAUGUUGCAAGUGAACUCGGUAAAAAACUUCUGUUUGACAUUUUAAUUGCGUUUUCUGAAACAGCUCAACACAAAUAUAAAAGUGCCUUUGAAAAGGACAUGAUGAAUUACAGUGAAGGCCUAAGGCAGGGAGACAAUCAGAAACUGUUUCUCCUCAAAGAAAAUUCAGCUGCUGUCUUAUCUGAACCAUCAGCAAAGGUUUCUGAUGUUUUCCUGGGUGAUUUUGAUACGCUUUGUAUUCAUGGUUGUCACACAGUAGCAGAAAGAAUUGUAACUAAAUUUAUAGAUGAUGCAGUUAAAGCAUAUAAGAAGAUUAAAAGAAAACAUGGAUCAAAAGCAGACAAGAUACUUCAUUUAUCUUCAGAGACUUCUCCAACCACUCUGCCAUUCCUCAAUAAAAUCCUUGAUGCUGGUGUUUUUGGAAGCUCUGAAGACUUUGUUCAGCCUUAUUCUGACCAACAUAUGCCGGUGAGACAAAGACAAAAGCAAUACUUGUACAAAGUAGACCAGUGGCACUCAGCUCCUUGGAAGAAAACUGUGGAAGUUCCUCUCGUGAUACCACACUACAGUUCUUAUGUUAGAAACCUGUCUGCAUGUGCUGUAGAAGAAUUAUGGACCCCAGAAAACAUAAAUUCCAAUUUCAGGAGCAUCAGUGUGCCAAAGUGCUCUGAAUGUAAUGAUCUCCCAGGGAAUGAUUUGGAAGCAGAAAGCAAGAGGAUGUAUAAUCAGGUUAUAUUUGAUUUGACCCGGGAGCUGUUACGUGCAGAAUAUCAAGUGACUGCAAAUCCAAACACUUUUCCAUGGAUGAAAACAAACGUGGGAUCUCGCUGUUCCAGGCAUCUGUGCAGCAGAACAGAUGUCAGUGAUGUCAAGACGUUUGUUCAGGGUGAAAUUAUUAAAAUAAUGAACCUGGAAAAGAAUGACUUAGAAAUGAAAAGAAAAUUCCUAAAUAUGACCAAGUAUGGAAACUGUAAGAGAGACAGACUGGACCUUAUUCUGAUCCAGGAGCUCCGUAAAGAAGAGUCUCAGUGGACUUAUUACGGUGAUGAUGAAUUAACAGUGAAGAUGAGGAUGACUGAAGGCAUAUUUAAUAGCUUGAUCCUUGAUACAAUCAGAGUUCUUAAUAAGAUUUAUCUGAGAAAAGCCUGUGAUUAGAAGUUUUUCCCUCAUGGGCCCUAAUGGAGUAAUUUUAAUCUCUGGGGUUUCUUUCUUUAUUUUUCAGUCAAGAAAUAAGUGAUUUAAGAACUUUAACUCUGAACUUGUACCCAAUACCAGUGUGGCCUUGGCCUAAUUUGUGCAUUCAUAUUUAUGAAAGGAUCAAGGAGAGACUCAUGCAGAUAGAAAAAUAUUACACAAAAUAAAUUCUCCUUGUGUUCUGUGCUUUGGGAAGGCUCAUUAAGAUCAAUGGUCUUCUCAGAUGUCACACAGAAUCCAAGGGGGGAAAUCUUAUUCUUUUUUUUUGUUGUUGUUGAAGACUGCACUUUAUCUGCUUUGAAAAGCACACUGUUUUAAAAUUGUAUACAAGUCUCUACAAACAGGUUUCAGAACCAAUUUGUGUGCAAAUGAUCUUACUUUAGUUAUCAUGCUCAGGUUGUGAACGAUGACAGGUGAAUCAUACUUUGAAAAUUGUGCUCAGAAAAUCAUUGGUGACUGUCUGAAGAAUGUAAAUGUGCAGAUGGAGUUAAAUGUCCCAGAUCCUGAGCUGCUGUGGGCCUCUGUAGUUUGGAAUAAACUCCUCUAACUGGAACAAGUCUAAAACUUUUCCUGAUGGGUACAGCAGAUUUAAAAGUGACUGUGCAUCAUUAUUUUUUUUUUAAUACACUGUGGAACUAGUUAAAAAUAACCUGGAGAAGGCUUUAGAGAUGUGGCAUAAGGAAGGGCAGGACCCAGAGCCAGAUACUCAUUUUAAAUGUCUAUAAUUUUAUGUAAAUGAGACAAAUACUGAUGUAAUGCACUUUAAAUGGGAGACUUUUUCUAUCAGUAACUUCAGUGUCUGUCAAUUAAAAAUGUGCAUGUGAUUUGGGUUAUUUAUCACAUGAGCCUGUUGCAUUCUUACAACAUCUCAGUGUAGGGUGCUGAGGAUGUACUUUAACUGGCAAAACAGAGGAAAUCAAUAAUCCUUUUGUAAUGGAAAAAGUGGAAAAACCAAGAUUUUAACAAGGAACUAUAAGCAUUCCCUGAGCAUGGUAAUUGGUUCACUAUGUAAAUUGCUGUCCCACCUAUUUUGCCUUAGUUGUUUUCAUGCUGAAUUGUUUCAUAUUGUAUUCUUUCCUGAAUAAACAAAAUAAACCAUAUGUAAAA
Molecule: messenger RNA, 7762 nt
Organism: Chiroxiphia lanceolata (lance-tailed manakin)
Lineage: Eukaryota; Metazoa; Chordata; Aves; Passeriformes; Pipridae
Product: centrosome-associated protein 350
Exons: 22
Coding region: 47-6616 (2189 amino acids)
Biological process (GO): microtubule anchoring
Cellular component (GO): centrosome
Molecular function (GO): microtubule binding
Source: RefSeq, a predicted model, not a curated record